This is a messenger RNA of Dermatophagoides farinae (American house dust mite), 964 nucleotides long. Its product is annotated as (3R)-3-hydroxyacyl-CoA dehydrogenase. Gene Ontology annotation, molecular function: quinone binding; oxidoreductase activity, acting on the CH-OH group of donors, NAD or NADP as acceptor. Gene Ontology annotation, biological process: fatty acid biosynthetic process. NCBI's taxonomy places the organism in Eukaryota, Metazoa, Arthropoda, Arachnida, Sarcoptiformes, Pyroglyphidae. The record is from RefSeq and is a predicted model, not a curated record.
UUGAUGAGUAUUAUGACUUUUUGAAUGGCUCCAUCACGUGAUUGUGUCCUAAUUUUUUUUUUCUGGUGUACCUAUUUGUUGAAUAUAGUCCAUCAAUAUCAAUCGAUCGAUCGAUCGAAAAUCAAUAGCUGUAAUUUUGAAAUAAUGUUUGCCAAUAGAAUAGCUAUUGUAACUGGUGGUGGAUCAGGAAUUGGACGUGCUGUAUGUAAAUUAUUGGCAAAAGAAAAUGCUUCGGUUAUUGUGGCCGAUCGUAAUGUAAAAAGUGCACAAGAAACAAUUACAUCGAUGAAUGGCGGACAACAUGUAGCUAUCGAAGUGGAUGUUGCAAAAUUGGAUUCAAUCAAAUCAAUGUUUGAAUCGGUGAACAAAACAUAUGGAUCCGAUGAGGUCGUAACUUUGUUAGUAAAUUCAGCUGGUAUCACAAAAGAUGGAUGGAUGAUCGAUAUGAAACCGGAAGAUUUUGAUCAAGUUUUAGAUGUCAGUCUCAAGGGAACAUUUUAUACGACACAAAUUGCAUGUAAAACAAUGAUCGAUAAAAAGAAAAAUGAUGGUGGAUCUAUUGUAAAUUUUACCAGUGUUAGUGCCAAAAUCGGUAAUAUGGGACAAGUAAAUUAUGUGGCUGCUAAAGCUGGUGUCGAAGGUUUAACACGUACAGUAGCACGAGAAAUGGGUAAAUAUAAUAUUCGUUGUAAUGCCGUUAUACCUGGUUUCAUUGAUACACCAAUAGUUGAAACUGUACCUGAACAUAUUAUGCAAGGAAUGUUAUUGUUAACACCAUUAGGUCGAAUGGGAAAACCAGAAGAAGUGGCCGAUGCGAUAAAAUUUUUACUUUCAAAAGAAAGUUCAUAUAUUACCGGUGCUAUGCUUCAGAUUUCUGGUGGUCUUUUUAUGUGAAAUUUAUUUGUUUUUGAAUCAUGUAGUUUUUUUCUCAUCAUACAAAUAAAAUAAAAUGAUUCGAAAUUCU